Molecule: messenger RNA, 288 nt
Organism: Epithele typhae
Lineage: Eukaryota; Fungi; Basidiomycota; Agaricomycetes; Polyporales; Epitheliaceae
Exons: 2
Coding region: 1-288 (95 amino acids)
Source: RefSeq, a predicted model, not a curated record
AUGAAGUCCGUGUCCGCCACCCUCGCGCUCGCAAUCGCCGCGCUCGCCGCCUCCGCUGCCGCGGGCCCCAUCGAAGGUCGGGACAUCAUCACCAAGACGUUCACGUUUGACGGAACGACGACGGUCGAGACGAUCACGUUCGACCCGCCGGGCUCUUUUCCCACCGGGGACGUCGCGGCGCUCGCGGCGCGCGACGUGAUCACCACGACGGUCACCUUCGACGGGACGACGAUCGUGGAGACGAUCACCUUCGACCCUCCGGGGUCGUUCCCUACGGGGGCGCUCUGA